CCCAGCCUGGCUAAUUGACCCGCUUCUGUAAGGCCAUCCAUCAACCGUGGCCCGAGUGGCCCCGUAAGAAACACAUUAUUCAGAGAGAAAGAGGGAGACCAGAGAGGAAGGGAGCAGACACACUAAAUGAGGGAAGUGUACGUGAGCGAUUGAGAGAGGGAGCAUGUGCGAGCAUUGAAGAGAGAGAGAGAGAGAGGGAAAGAGAGCUGCGCUGCAGUAGCAUCCCACAGCAGACGGCUAAGGACUGCCGGUGUGUGUGUGACUGCACUGCUGAAGAGGAGGAGGAGGAGGAGGCAGAGGGUGAGUACGCUCGCAGACUCUGCAGGGCCAUAGAGGAACACACAGCAGCAGCGGCAGCGCUACUGUUGGCCGGCUCCAGGUAGAAGUACCAGCGCUGUCGCCCAGCAGACCACCGCCGUAGGAACUGGACACGCCAACGCCGCCCAGACCCCCACUACCAACGCCAUGGCACAAGCGGCCAAACAUCUCCGCAAGAACAAGGAUUUAGAAGCCCAGUUAGAGCAGGAGCGCAAAGAGAAGGAGGAGGAGAGGAACAAAAAGAGGAGUCGCUCACGGGAUAAAAAGCGCAAGGCCCACGCCGUGCAUCGCUGGCUAAUCGAUCAGGACAGUAGUGUGAGCUCUGAGAUGCCGGAUGGCCAAGGAGUAUGGCACUAUGAUGAUGAAGCAGAUGCUGGCAACAGUUUUCUCCGAGCGGCCCGUUCUGGCAACUUGGACAAGGCCCUGGAUCAUAUCAAAAAUGGCAUCGAUAUAAACACAGCCAAUCAGAAUGGGCUCAACGGGCUGCAUCUGGCCUCGAAAGAAGGCCAUGUCAAAAUGGUGCUGGAGCUACUCCACAAUGGAAUUGUACUGGAGACCACCACAAAGAAAGGGAACACCGCCCUACACAUUGCAGCUCUGGCAGGGCAGGAGCAGGUGGUCACAGAGCUGGUUAACUACGGGGCCAAUGUCAACGCUCAGUCUCAGAAAGGUUUCACUCCACUCUACAUGGCUGCACAAGAAAACCAUCUAGAGGUUGUGAAGUUUCUCCUGGAGAACGGAGCCAAUCAGAGCAUUCCAACUGAGGAUGGAUUCACUCCUCUCGCCGUGGCCCUCCAGCAGGGACAUGAGAAUGUCGUAGCCCUGCUCAUCAACUACGGCACCAAGGGAAAGGUCCGCCUCCCUGCGCUGCACAUUGCAGCACGAAACGACGACACACGCACAGCUGCAGUGCUUCUGCAGAAUGACCCCAAUCCUGAUGUACUCAGCAAGACUGGAUUCACACCCCUCCACAUUGCUGCACACUAUGAAAACUUGAACGUAGCUCAACUGCUGCUCAAUAGAGGAGCCAAUGUCAACUUCACCCCAAAGAAUGGUAUCACACCUCUGCACAUUGCAUCCAGGCGGGGGAAUGUGAUCAUGGUCCGGCUCCUGCUUGACAGAGGGGCUCAGAUUGAUGCCAAGACCAAGGAUGAGCUGACUCCUCUGCACUGUGCUGCCAGAAAUGGUCAUGUGAGGAUUAUAGAGAUCCUACUGGACCAUGGAGCCCCCAUCCAGGCAAAGACCAAGAAUGGCCUAUCUCCAAUCCACAUGGCAGCACAGGGGGACCACAUGGACUGCAUCAAGCAGCUUCUGCAGUACAACGCAGAGAUUGAUGACAUCACGUUGGACCACCUUACCCCUCUCCAUGUGGCGGCACACUGCGGCCACCACCGCAUGGCCAAAGUACUGCUGGACAAAGGGGCCAAACCUAACUCUCGGGCACUGAAUGGCUUUACUCCUUUGCACAUUGCUUGUAAAAAGAACCACAUGCGUGUGAUGGAUCUCCUGCUUAAACACUCUGCAUCACUAGAGGCUGUGACUGAGUCAGGGCUGACCCCCUUGCAUGUGGCGUCAUUUAUGGGUCAUCUCAACAUUGUGAAGAUCCUUCUGCAGAAAGGAGCUUCCCCCAGUGCCUCCAACGUGAAAGUGGAGACUCCCCUCCAUAUGGCGUCUCGGGCAGGGCACUAUGAGGUGGCAGAGUUUUUACUGCAGAACGCAGCACCGGUGGACGCCAAGGCCAAGGAUGACCAAACGCCUCUGCAUUGUGCUGCGCGGAUGGGCCACAAGGAGCUAGUAAAGCUACUGCUGGAGCACAAAGCCAACCCCAACUCCACCACCACAGCAGGCCACACACCCCUACACAUCGCUGCCCGGGAAGGACAUGUACAAACUGUACGCAUCCUACUGGACAUGGAAGCUCAGCAGACCAAGAUGACCAAGAAAGGCUUCACUCCGCUCCAUGUGGCCUCUAAGUAUGGCAAGGUGGAUGUAGCAGAGCUGUUGUUGGAGAGAGGAGCCAACCCUAAUGCUGCUGGGAAGAAUGGUCUGACUCCGCUGCAUGUUGCUGUACAUCACAACAAUCUGGAUGUUGUUAACUUGCUUGUCAGCAAGGGAGGGUCGCCACAUAGUGCAGCCAGGAAUGGCUACACUGCCCUCCACAUAGCAUCCAAGCAGAACCAGGUGGAGGUGGCUAACAGCCUGCUGCAGCACGGAGCUUCAGCCAAUGCUGAGUCACUGCAGGGAGUCACACCUCUCCACCUGGCCUCGCAGGAAGGAAGGCCCGACAUGGUUUCCCUGCUCAUAUCCAAACAGGCCAACGUCAAUCUUGGAAACAAGAGUGGAUUAACCCCACUGCAUCUGGUGGCACAGGAAGGACAUGUUGGCAUUGCAGAUAUCUUGGUGAAGCAAGGGGCUUCAGUCUAUGCUGCCACGCGGAUGGGUUACACCCCUCUCCAUGUGGCGUGUCACUAUGGGAACAUCAAGAUGGUGAAGUUCCUCAUCCAGCAACAGGCCAACGUCAACAGCAAAACAAGGCUUGGUUACACUCCUCUGCACCAGGCGGCUCAGCAGGGACACACUGACAUUGUGACACUGUUGCUGAAGCACGGCGCUCAGCCCAACGAGACAACAACAAAUGGUACUUCAGCCCUGGCGAUUGCUAAGAGGUUGGGCUACAUCUCUGUGAUUGACGUCCUGAAGCUCGUCACUGAGGAGACUGUUUCCAUGACGACCACAGAGAAACAUCGCAUGAGUUUCCCAGAGACGGUGGAUGAGAUACUAGACGUGUCUGAGGAUGAAGGAAUUGCACAGCUAACAUUAGGAGAGGAGCUCUUGGGGACAGAAGGGGCCAGGUACAUGAGGAUGGAUGACAUGAAAGACCAUGAUGACGAUUUCCUCUCCCCCAAGAAAUCACUGGAGUACGAGAGAGGGCUGGGCACAGCCAAUUACUCGCCAGCCAUUCCCAGGAUACCCCGAGUCUCUCCAGAGACUGUUAUUCUGCGAGAACACGAGAUAGAUCAGCAACACACUCCACUUCCACUGCCCAAAGAAUAUGACGAGGACUCGCUGAUUCCCAGCAGCCCGGCGACUGAGACGUCUGACAAUGUCAGCCCGGUCGCCAGUCCCAUUCACACAGGGUUCCUGGUCAGUUUUAUGGUAGAUGCUCGGGGCGGCUCAAUGCGAGGCAGCAGGCAUAACGGUCUGCGUGUCAUCAUACCUCCGCGGACCUGUGCGGCACCCACCCGCAUCACCUGCCGCCUGGUGAAGCCGCAGAAGCUGACCAGCCCCCCUCCGCUGGUGGAGGGAGAGGGGCUGGCCAGCAGGAUCAUCUCCCUGGGUCCAGCCAGCAUGCAGUUCCUGGGACCAGUGAUAGUGGAGAUCCCCCACUUUGCCGCUCUGGGUCGCGGUGACCGGGAGCUUGUGGUGCUUAGGAGCGAGAACGGCUCAGUGUGGAAAGAACAUCGCAAUCGCUACGGUGAUGAGGUGCUAGAAACAAUCCUCAACGGGAUGGAUGAGGACUUGGAAAGUCAAGAGGAGCUUGGGAAGAAGAGAAUCCGUCGCAUCAUCUCCACCGACUUCCCGCUUUACUUUGCUGUGGUAUCACGAGUCCAGCAAGAGAGCGACCUGAUUGGACCAGAGGGAGGUUCGCUGACAAGUAAACUGGUGCCACUGGUCCAGGCCACGUUUCCUGAGACGGCAGUCACCAAAAGAGUCCGCCUGGGGCUGCAGGCUCAGCCAGUUCCAGAUGAACUGGUUGCAAAGCUGCUGGGUAACCAGGCAAACUUUAGCCCUGUGGUCACUGUGGAGCCUCGGCGGCGCAAGUUUCACCGACCCAUUGGCCUGCGUAUACCUCUGCCCCCGUCCUGGAAGGAGAGCCCCCGAGACUCUGGGGAGGGCGACACCACCAGUCUGCGUCUGCUUUGCUCCGUCAUAGGUGGCACAGCCCCAGCCCAAUGGGAAGACAUUACUGGCACCACCAAGCUUAUGUAUGCUAAUGAUUGUGCAAGUUUCACAACCAAUGUUUCAGCACGAUUCUGGCUCGCAGACUGUCCUCGGACAGCUGAGGCUGUCUCCUUUGCCAACCUGCUCUACAGAGAGCUGUCAGCUGUACCCUACAUGGCCAAGUUUGUGGUGUUUGCAAAGAUGAAUGAGCUGCGUGAGGGACGCCUGCGCUGCUACUGCAUGACCGAUGAUAAGAUGGAUAAAACCCUGGAACAACAUGAGAACUUCACAGAGGUGGCUCGUAGCAGAGACAUAGAGGUGAUGGAGGGAAUGCCGCUUCACCUGGAGUGUUCAGGGAAUCUUGUGCCAGUGAGGAAGGCCACCCAGCAACCUCGCUGCUUCAGCUUCCAGGCCUUCAGAGAUAACCGACUUCCUGUCUCUGUGAAGGUGAGAGACAGCAGUAAAGAGCCCACUGGAUUUCUGUCUUUCCUGCGCAAGUCCACUAAGUAUGAGGACAGCCAACAUGUGCUCUGUAACCUCAACAUUAGCAUGCCUCCAUGUAUCAAGGUUAUUGGGAGUGAAGACCGGAGGCGAACUCUGACCCCGCUGGCUUUGAGAGAAAGAUACAGUGCACUAAAUGAACCUGCUAUGGCGUCAAUGAGUGCCAUGGAGAGGACAGAGCUGAAGAUGGCUGUCAUUGCAGAGCAGUUGGGAUUGAGCUGGGCUGAGUUGGCACGCGAGCUUCAGCUCAGUGUGGAUGACAUCAAUAAGAUCCGUGUGGAGAAUCCCAACUCGCUGCUGGAGCAAAGCUCUGCACUGCUCAACCUGUGGGCCACCCGCGAAGGCAAGAGGGCCAAGAUGGAGAGCCUGUACACAGCUCUGAAGAGUAUUGAUCGUAUGGACAUAGUCAACAUGUUGGAGGGCCAGCCUCCUCAGACUGCGAGACAAGGGUCCCGUGACUUCAGCAGACGCCGAAACAACGAGAGGGAGCACCUUUCCCCUGGUUUGACCAAUGGUUAUGGGCUCGCGCAGGAAGAGCUUCUCUCACCAGCCUCCAUGCAGUACAGCCUGCCCUCUCCGCUGGGUGCUGAGCCUUACUGGCAGGAAGUCUCCAGCCUGGACUGUGCACCCAUUGCUACAACAGAAGAAGACACCCUCAUGGAGAUGUCUGAUGUGCAGGUGUGGCCCUCAGGGAACAGCCCCUCCCUGGUCCCUGUGGAGGACUCCUCGCUGGAGUGCAGCAAUGCUGACGACUCAGAAGGUCUGCUGGGGCUGCCGUAUGGAAGUCUGGGUCGGCCGGCUAGUCAGGCCAGCGCAGCCAGCGGAGGGGGUGGGGUGCUGAGUGGCUCCAUUGAGCUACCCGAAGACGAUUCAGAGAUGGGCGUUGACUCGCUCAGCACUGCCACGCCAGCCUCGCUUGGGGGCACCAUCGCCGGGAUCAAUCUUAAUGGGCUGAACAAUGGUCAGGGGUCAGAGGCAAGUUCGGAGGCAUCAGCAUUCGCCAGUAUCACUGGUGGAGAUGGAGCUGGAGGAGGAGGAAGAGGAGGAGAGAUGGGCUCAGUGGAAGGGCUUUCUCUUGUUGCAGGACAGCAAAGGGUGUAUGCUCGGCUGAGUGAGUCACCUGGUCUGAGCUGUGUUGCAGAUCGGAAUGGAGACAGGUCAGGUAAUGGUGGAAAUGGAGGUGGUGGAGGCUCUUUCCUUUCCUACCUGCAGGAACAGUCAGGCCCAGGGUGGAUCCCUGUCACUGACCCUACACAGGCCUGGGUGGGCAGUCAGCCUAAACCCAGGCAGGCCAUGGAAACCAUGAUGUCAUCAGUAUGUAACACCGUGGACGCAGACCAGACCCACAUGUCUCAGGAGGCCUUGCUUCAGCCUGUGAGGGACAUGGGGCAUUCGGAGAUCUUAAGGGGGCACUUCAGAGGUACCCAGCCGUUUGAGAAGGGUUUGGGCUUCCCACACAGGGUACCAGAGCUGAGGGCCUGGGAUGACGUGCGCCUUAAGGGCCAGGGCGAUGAAGUUGAAGACCUUCCUGGGGAGCAAGUAAGCGAGGAACAGUUCACGGAUGAACAUGGAAACAUUGUCACAAAAAAGAUUGUGCGUAAGGUUGUGCGCAGAGGGAAGGGUUCAGGUGAGGAGGGGGUUCAGGAGGUGAGCGUGGAGGGCUCUCUGCAGGACGCCAACGAGCUGGAGGUUGAUGCUGAGCAGUUCAUGAGCUACGCCAUCCUGGGCCGGGACAGCAGCAAGCCCGAUACUGUGGAUAUGAAGAAAGGUGCUCAAAUAGUGAAAUGUGCCAGUCUGCGGAGAGUUAAGCAGUGAGGCAGACUGAGUGCUGCGUCCCCGCAGAGUUCUCCGCAGGAUUCAACCUCUUCACCAAACCCAUCCUAUAUGGACACAUGACCAGCAGCAGCUGACAGGAAGAACAUAGAUAAAAGGCAGAUGGACCGAAAUGAAGGGCAACAGACACCAACGCCAUGACAACCACAGUGGCUCUGCCGACUAUCAGCACGCACCGGAAGAGAAGGAUAUGGAUUUACUUGUAGUUUUUAUUACCUUUUUUUUUAAAGAAAUUGUGGAGAAAAAAAUAUACUUACUAGGCUAGAAGCAUGAUUUCGUAUAAAACAAAAACCAAACACAAACAAAAAAAACUAGCAACCAAAACGUGCUUCCUGUUAUCUGUAUCAGCAUGAGUGACUGCUGCCGCAUGGCCUGUCUUUAACUACAAAUACUGAGGGAAUACAAGGGAGGGAAAAUGGGAGGGGAGGAGACACUGCUGUGUGGGACAGGCAUGUAAUGUUGGGUAUGGUCAAUCAUUGGCCUGUUUUCAAAACCAACAGGGGAAAGUUCAUCAGUUAAAAAAGGGAGACUAAAAUACUGAAAAUUACAUAAUCUCUAGGCAACAGGUUACUCGCCCUCCUCCCUGCCACUAAGAGCAUCACAACCUAGUUUUAAACCUGUCCCAGUGCUCUUAAAGUCCAGUAAAGCUACAAUUAUCACCCAAGGAUAUUGGUGUUGUACAUAAUAUCGUAUGCACUAAAAUGCUCUACGUGACUGUGUGUUACGUGUGUUUAUGUUCUGAGAUCCCUAUGCGAUGCCACUGAUGCUGCUGUUUCAGGUACAUACGAAUUUCCUCCCCUGUUUUUCUCGUUUGGUUCGUUUGGUCUGAACCUAUAUAUAAUUCUAUAUAUCUUGAGAUCUUUGUGGGUACAAGAACAUACAAAUGUCGUGUCGCUCUGCCUGUUUUAAACGUCAGAUUUUUGUGUGUCAAGUUGUUUGUUUCUUUGUGCUUUCCAUGUGCUUUCGCCCUUUGCUUUUGACAUGUCAAACUGUAGAGGGAAGACAUACUGUAAGUCAUUUACUGUACUGAUGGUGUUUUUGAGCUUUGGGAGGCGGGUUUCUGCAGUGAACCCGCCUCCCCGACCUUCCCUCAGAGUGGUUUGCCUUGUGGAGAGCGUGACAAUGAGAUAAUUGGCAGAGUGACAGUGAGUGACAGAUUAUAAUGAGAGAUUAACAACCCCACUCCUCCGCCUUUUCUUGUCCCCAGAGUGUUGUAUCCUUGUGAGGUUUUGUGUUAAUCAGAUGUCUGUCUGAGCCAAAAUCCAAAUACCCGUCUUCUCCCUCAGUCUUGGCCCUUAUCGCCCUACCUCCACCUCUCAACCCCGUCACCCCUCCAGUCAGCCUCUCAGAGUAGAUGUAGCAGUCCUGACCACCUCCAGCAAGGGGCAGGAUCCCACCUUCGGCAGUGUCUGUCUGACAUCACACAUGAGGUGCACUUAUAGACCAUCUCACCACCACCCGAAGAUGUCACUUAAUGAGGGUAAAGUAGCUGAAACGCUGGUAAUAAUGUAGCACUGGUUUGACUGGGUAAAAGAUACAGAGUCAGCUGGAGAAAGGAAAGUAUCGUGUCGAGGAUGUGUUGAGCUUUGAUGUUUGUCUCCUUGGUAAUUCUGUGGAGUGUAGCAAAGACAGUCAGUCACCAAUCACUGUGAUGAGAAACUGUAAUACUGACCCGCAACUGUGAGCCUGACCCUUCUCGAAGCGUGGCCCUUGUUUCACUCCUUUCUUUAGUGUUACGUCUUUUUUUCCCCUCAUGAUUUACUGUCUUAACUGUGCUUCAGGAGACGCAAUAACUGCUUACAAAAGGAAAGGAUUGUUUGCAUUAGUGUGUUUGAGUGUGUGUUUGAGUGUGACAGAGAGAGCGAGGAUUUUAGGAUCAUAGUUCAUGUUCUUCCUAAACUCGAGCUUUCAGUCUGUUUAUCACAGCUUUAGGCUACUCCUCACUCCAUUCUGAAAUGAUGUCAGUGCAUUAGUAUCCCACAUUUUAUCACUCUGCCUCUCUAGAAAAGAAAACGUUUAAGUUCUACACUAAUAUUGGGCGAGUAUUGGUAUGAGUUCAUACCAGCCAUCCCAUCUGCAAAGUGCCCAGUGUCUGUUUUUGUUACUCAUCAGGUAAUGUAGGUGUGUUUAGUCAUAAUUUUUAAACCUUAAUGACAUUCAUAUGCACCUUGAAAGAAAUCCUAUUUUAUGUGUGUUUGUGUGUGUGAUUUUAAUGUCACAUAUUUAGUCCUGGAUAUUGGGACAUUGGUGAAGUUGUGAUAAUAACACAAGGAAGUAAUAUUCCAAAUGGACAAAGAGCAGAGGCUCUCAGAUUAUAUGUGUAAUUCUAAUUCACAUUUUUUAAAGUUGAUUUACCUCAAUAAGCGUGCCAUCUCACAUGAUAUCAUUAUCCUUACAUGCAUUUAUUUCAAACAUUAUGUCAGACAUUGAAUGCUUUAUUAUGGAAAUGUACUGCAAUAAUCACCCCUCAAUAAGUGUUUGUUCAGUAUGGCUUCACAGCCAGAGAUGAUGAAUGUAAAGUCUUGGUAUACCGUAAGUCUUGUUAUAAAGUAGUCAUCUGUGUUGGCUCUGUACUUUAGUAGAUGAAAGAGUUGAUCAUCAACAUUCAUGACAAACAUAGAUACAAAUCAUUUAGGAGGAGAGAUAUAAAGAGAGAAGCCUCAAAUGGGUUUUGGACACUUAUCCCUUCAGAUAUUAUUUCUAUUUUAUUAUCUUUUAUUAAUAACCACAAAAAGUUAGAUGUCAAUAAAGAUUACACAACAGUGUAACUGUGUAUUACCCCUUAUGUUAUAGCAUACGGUCUGCUCUCUAAGGGCUCAUAAUUAUAAUAUGCUUGGGUAUGUUUCUGAAGCAGGGGCUGUUUAUACUUCCACUGCUGAUGUCAGGGUUAGUGCGAGCCGGGGUGGGGGUGGGAGGGUGUCUGAUGAAAAGACAAUGAAAGGUAGCAGUUUGGAGUGAGAUGGAAGGCUCGGUGGCUCCGACGGCUAGUCUUUCGAGAUGACAAGCAUUUUUUCCUCAACACAACCCACUCCUGUUCUAUUUCCACCCCCUUACCAAAUAUAAGACUGAGACAAUUCUAAGGCUUCCACACGGUGACACUUUGAAUGCGGUUUAAACGGACGAGUACAACUAAGUGCAAGAAGAUGGAGGAUUGGUUACGUAAGAAAAAUGAACAAUGGAAAGCCCUGCACUGAGGGACCACUGAGAUGAUGCCAUGCACCAAGUUCAUGCAAAAAUAUUAACUGUUGCAAAAACUAGAGAACACAUGUAUAUUCCUUUAGAAUGGAUUGAAGACAUUAUUAACGCAAUAGCAUAUUACUCAAUACUAAGGAAUGCAACUGCGCACAUGCACAGAAAAUGUUUUUAACAUAAAAGGCUAUAUAUGAAAUAUAUGAAAAUAUAUAAAUAUAUAUAUUUACUUAGAAUGCUAUGCACCCUUUCUUGUCAAAUGGGAUUCUAGUUAUGUUAUGGAUGUACUUUUAGCAUCAUACAGCUGUAGCUACCAAGAGACUGUUGAGUUCUGGGUAAUGCCUGCAACCUGGGGAUAAAUAGGGGUCUUGUGGGUAUUUUAACCUGUUUUGUUUGCUUUUUUUAUUGUUAUGGAGAGUUGAACACGAAUUUAAAAUAUAAAUGUAAAAGCCUUUUAAUCCAAUCAAAUCCGAGGACAUCUAUUGACAAUUUACUCUGUACACCAGCUCAACAUUUACAAAAUUAAUAAAGAAAUGAAAUGUC
Messenger RNA from Micropterus salmoides (largemouth bass), 10326 nucleotides. It is a transcript of the gene ank1a, whose product is annotated as ankyrin 1, erythrocytic a. Gene Ontology annotation, molecular function: protein binding. Bases 466 to 6576 code for a protein of 2036 amino acids. The transcript has 46 exons. The record is from RefSeq and is a predicted model, not a curated record. Lineage: Eukaryota; Metazoa; Chordata; Actinopteri; Centrarchiformes; Centrarchidae. Gene Ontology annotation, biological process: signal transduction.